Molecule: messenger RNA, 4624 nt
Organism: Stegodyphus dumicola
Lineage: Eukaryota; Metazoa; Arthropoda; Arachnida; Araneae; Eresidae
Source: RefSeq, a predicted model, not a curated record
UAGCACCAGGGUACCUGAACCGAAGACCUUACCCGUCAUCGAACAAUUUGGGUAUUUUUUAAUUUUGCAAGCCAUAAAGUGAAUAGUAUAAUAUAAACAAUUAUAAAAGUUUUGAAGUUGAGAGUAUGGCCAGAAAUUUAGAAUAAACAUAAAAUAAGCGUGAAACCAGCCGAAAAGUGUAUUGUCUAGUAAUCGAAACUUAUUCAUGUGUUGCGCAAUGUCAGGGUUGGAUGAGUAAACAUCCCUAUGAGGAAAUUUUCAGGAAUUUAUGCUUGCGUGAAAGGUCUUUAACUUGAUUAGCUUUGAAAAUGGCUGGUUAUCCUAACUUACCUAAUGGACAGUUUUUACCGUCACCUUCCCCAUCACCAUCAGGACCUUAUUCUCCAAGAACACCACCUCCACAAAGAACAAAUAUACCCCCCGCAGCAAAUUACGUACCACCUUCAGCUUCCCCAUAUCCAGUUGGAGGUCUUCAAGGUACUUUGUCGAGUGUUACCAAAGAGGUUGGAGGAGUUCUUAAAGGCUUGACAAAAGCUGGUGCAAAAGCUUUGAAUAAAGUUUUAGAUCAUACAGCAUUACUGAAUGUCAAGAGUGGAAAUGUUAUACAGUUUAUAUCUCGUAUCACUGGAUUAUCAUUGCAAAUUCUUCAAUCACCAGACGGUCGUCUAGUUCUUGAUUGUCUUGGGGGAGAUGGACAUCAGUUUCAUAAUGCCCAUUUUACAGUAGUGAAAGAUAGAGAAGGCUAUAUCAUGCUUCAUAACAAUUUCAAUUAUUUAGCAAUUAAAGAUGGUUUAGCACAACUGUACUCAGCUGGUCCAUCUGGUCUUCCAACACCUGAGUGCCGGUUUAAGGUUAAAGAAGUGUUAAUGCAAAAUCAGUUUGUGACUAUAGAAAGUGUUUCUGAACGAGGAAGGUAUAUUGCAGUCCUACCUAACGGGCAGAUGAAAUCUGCCAUAGCUACCAGUGGAGCAGAUCAAGAUACACAUUUUGCUGUCCGUCUGAUUUAUAAUCCUCAAGCUGGUGUUUCUGGUCUUUGAAUACAAAUACUCCAGAUCACAUUACAGCAGCAUAUUGAGCAGGGAUGUAUAAAAUUACUUGAGGACAUUGUAUCUAAAUAUGUGAUAUUUUAUUUUUCAACACACAUGCUUAAAUGGGAAAUAUGUUUAUUAUCCAUGCUGUGUUUAGAAGCAUGAGAGAGUAUAAGAAAACUUUUAUUAUCAAAUCUGUAGUCAGUCAGUGACAUUUUCUUUUUAAAUUCAAGCAACAUUUAAAAUAUGCACGUAGAAGGAUAUAUAUUUUUACUAUGCCUAAUUUGAGCGUAUGGGAGAAAAUGUAUACAAUUCCUGUUUUAAAUCCACUUCCAAAGUUUACUUGUGUGUGCACAUAAUAAUGCCAUAUGUUCAAUGAAAACUGUACCUUAAGUAUCAUCUAGAAGUACUUUGUGAAAUAGUGGUUUGAAUGAAAUUGUUAUUGAGAGGAAUGUUGUAUUCCUUUGUAAUUUAUUUUAUUUCGUGAUCUGAUAAUGUGUAGUAACACUAUUCUUGCUGUUCUCUUAAGCAUAUACCUGCUUCUUUCUCGUUUUUUUUUUUUUUUUUUUGGAGGGGGGAGGGAAAAGUGCAUAUUAAAUAUGUUAUAAAUGCUUAAAUAUCAUAAAUUUAGUUGUAGAUACUAUACCUAUAUUUCUAGGAUACUGAUUGACUAACAGAUAAAGGAGUUGUUUAAAGGCUAUUUUAAGAUUCCAAAUUUCUAUCAACUUAAUUUGGACUCUCAUUUACCAGCAUUUAUUUGGCUCAGAUACACAAAUUCUUUUCUAAUACUUAUUUUCAUAAUGUUUUUAAUACAGUGUAUAAAAAUCAGCUCAUUUUUUAUUAUUAAUUAGUAUAAAAAUGUUAAUCCCAUUUUUGUGUUAUUGAUUCAGAAUUAACUUUUUUGGUAUUUUGUUUUCUAUAAUCAAACCAAAAUGUACCAUGAUUAUUCAGCAAUUCAGUACAAAUAUAUUUGAAUUUAGGGAUAAUUACACAGCUCAUUUCCUUUUAAUAUUUGUAUUUGGUAUAUUUUUAAAUUGUGUUAAAAUGUGUAACUAUUUUUCCCUCCUUCCUUUUGGCUUCAUAUCUGCAUUAUAAUAUAGAAUAUAUCGAUUAAAAGAAUUUUAUACUAAAAAUAAGACUAAUUGUUUUGAUGCAUGUAAUUUUUAUUAGUUGCAUUUUUUAAAUCAUUUAUUGUGUAUGUUUUAUUCUAGAUUUUAUAAUUCAAAAUGUUUAUGUUUGGAAAUAAAUCCAAGAGUAUAACAUAUUGAACAAGCCACAAAAAUGUUUUGGGGAAAUAAAAUAUUUAUAUUUUUUAAUCCUGUGUUUUUUAUAUAGUUUAUAAUCUUUGAAUAUUAAUUUUCUAUCAGUACAUAUAUACCUUUUUCCGUAUAACUACUAGCGGGUAAGCGCACCAGAUGAGCAGGCUGCAGCCAAAGCAAAAUUUGUGAGUUGUAUGUACGCCUGAAAAGAAAAUGUAUAAAACAUUUCAGUAUGAAUGAAAUCAGUUCUGUGUAUUUUGUUUUUGUAAUUUAUCUCACUUGUCUGACAGUAACAUCAGAACAAGCCCAUGAAAUUCAUCAUGGCAAGGAGUGCAAGAUUGUGCCCAUCACAUGGCUAGAGCCUUGAGCAUCAUACAGGUGACAGUACGACUUAGUUACUGCUUAGUUAUGCUCCCAGUUUUGAUGGAGAGCACUCAAGGGUGUCCGAGGGUUUCCCACCUGCCUUUCCCUACCAUCAGCCUCUCGAAAGGACUUUUAGCUUGCCACAUAUUUAAAGUGACCUCAUGCUGCAUGUAUACUAUGCAUUUGCAAACAUCCAGCCCUUCUCUGAGAUUCAAGCCCGGGCCCUUUGGGUACCUCAGUGGGUUCCUCUAACCACUAUGCAGUCUGGGCAGCAUUCUGUGUAUUUUAGUAAUAAUAAUAAACAGGCUGCAUGAUUGCAUAAAAAAUUUUAUUCUACCUCUGUUUAGAAAAGAUGGAUGGCAAUUUUUAAAUUGUACCUCAUACGCACUUUGAAGCAGCACACCAAAUAGCAGUGAAUGAAAAUGGCCAAAAUGGCUUCCCAUGAAUUUUUGGAAUCUAUUAGUUCAAAACAACAUAGCAUAAUGCUUUGAUAAGGUUAUACAGAAUCAAUUUUUUAGCAUCUAAUUUAGCUAGUUAUUAGUAAGGCAAACUUAUUUAUGGCAAUAGAUGCUAAACUUUUGUGUAGGGUGCCUUAGAAUAUUGAUCAGUUAGUUUCUAAAACAUCUUUAUAAAUGAGCAAAGAGUGCAUAUCAUGAGUAACGAUGUGCACUUUUUCCAUCUACUUAUUUUUAAAGUUAAAAUUAUUGCCAGUGAACUUAUAAACAUUACUGCUGUGGUGGUUUCUCCCCCCCCCUUUCAAGCAUUUUAAAAAAGUUCUCAAAACCUUUUUAGUGAAAAUAUUCAGUUAUUGUCUGACAGGUUUGUUCGGAAAGUAAAGCUUAUUUGUGAACAUUUUAUUUUUCUUCAAGUACCACAUUUAAGAUUACUAACAAAAUCUAGUAUGUGGGUGUUUGUAUGACAAUCUCUUGUUAAGGUUUAAAUAAGAGGAUUAUCUUCCGUUAUUAAAUUCUUUUAAGAUUGAUGGCAAAAAGUGUACUCUAACUUUUGCAAAGAUUCACUAGUUUAUGAUCUUUCACAACAGUGUUUCCCAAUGUGGGGAUAUAAUCCAGCAAUGGUUCAAGAGACAGUUUUUGCAAAAGAUUUUAAUUUAUCUUUCUUUUGUUAAUUCUGCAUAUUUAUUUAUUAUUAUUUUGUUACAUAAUUUUCUUGUAGGAAUUUUCUUUCACUCCUAGCCUAUAUUUUUCCAACUAUUAAUUUGGUUUAUAAAUCAUAACUGUAUUAUGUGGAUUACAGUGAUAAAAAGUUUGGGAAACAUUUUACUAUAUUUUUUAUUUUUUCUGUGAAUGCUUGAAAUGUAUGGCCAUUCUCUAUGAAAAUUAAUUAAUGAAAUUUUAUCUAUUCUUACCUUUUCUUUCUUUGUAGAAAAAUUGCUAUCAGUAAUUUAAAAUUCAUUAUUAGUUUCUGCUAUGGCUGUGUAAUAUUUAAUUCAAUUUUUUUUAUAAAUCUAUUUUUAAAUAAAGCAUCUAUUUUGAAUUAUAAAGUUUUUUCUACUUUCUUGGUUUUCAACAAGAUUUAAAAAAAAAAAAAAAAAUACAAAUUAAACAUGUUUAUUUGUUGCUAAUUAUAACUGCAAAUUUUAUCCUUGUAGUAUAAUGUUUAGCACCCAGCAACAUGCAUUCCUAAAUUGCACGGUACAAAUUUACGAAUGGCCUUUUGUAUAAAAAAUGUCAAAUUAUCAUAAAAUGUGUCUGAAGAAAGAUAGUUACAUCUAUUUUUAUGUUACAGUAUAAGUAAAAUUAAGGUAUAUUCAUACGAAUGAUUGCACUUUAUUCGUAGUUUUUUACAUAUAAUAUAUGUACAUUAUAGGAAUUUACAUAUACUUUUGGUGAAGAUUUACGUAUAUUUAUCGCAUAUACAUAAAUCUUUCCAAUUAUUUACUGUGUAUGCUUUUAGUGAAAAUAUAUGUAAGUCUGCGCAAUUUUUCUACUUGAAUAAACAUUACGCUAAAAUUUA